Messenger RNA from Nannospalax galili (Upper Galilee mountains blind mole rat), 1585 nucleotides. RefSeq names its product leucine rich repeat containing 23 (gene Lrrc23). Gene Ontology annotation, molecular function: protein binding. The transcript has 8 exons. The coding region runs from base 276 to 1307 and encodes 343 amino acids. The record is from RefSeq and is a predicted model, not a curated record. NCBI's taxonomy places the organism in Eukaryota, Metazoa, Chordata, Mammalia, Rodentia, Spalacidae.
AGGAUGUGGCUUGGUUGGGGCGUGUAGAAGAACUGGGUCAAGGGGUGUCCAAGAAGUAAGAACACGGGGUUGCUGGGAGAGGGUUGGAGUUACUGUGAAGACAGGAAAGGUCCUGGGGCAUGGGAAGGUGGCCCUGAGGGAGAAGGGUCCUCUUUAGAAAGUAUGCAGCAGAGGCUGAGAGUCAAAAGAUGUCCCCAAGGACGAGGAAAGAGAUGCAGCUGGGAGCACCAGGACUGAGCUUGAUCUGACUCCGUAAGGUUCCAGAGGGGAGAAAGAUGUCAGAUGAAGAUGAUCUGGAUGACUUUGAGCCAGACCAGAAUGAUCUGGAAAAGGAAGAAGAGGAGAACGAGCUAGAGGACUGGAACGAGUAUAAGAAAGAGGGCGAAGAAUUCUCUGAGGAAUGGAUGCCCACCCCCCUCAACGAGAGCAUGAUGAAGGAAGGGCUUUCUUUGCUCUGCAAGACUGGGAACGGACUGGCUCAUGCUUAUGUUAAGCUGGAGGCUAAAGACAGGGACCUGACAGACAUCUAUUUGCUGCGCUCCUACAUCCAUCUGCGUUAUGUGGAUAUUUCUGAGAACCACCUGACAGAUCUGUCACCAAUCAAUUGUCUCACCCACCUACUGUGGCUCAAGGCUGAUGGCAAUCAGCUUCGAAGUGCCCGGCUGAACGAGCUACCCUACCUGCAGAUGGCUAGUUUUGCCUACAACCAGAUCAUGGACACUGAAGGCAUCACUCAUCCCCGUCUAGGGAUUCUGGAUCUCAAAGGGAACCGCAUCCACAAGGUGACUGGUCUGGACCCCCGAAAACUAAAUAGUCUACACACGCUGGAGCUUCGGGGGAACCAGCUAGAAAGCACGCUGGGAAUCAACCUUCCUAAGCUGAAGAAUCUCUUCCUGGCCCAGAACAUGCUGAAGAAGAUAGAAGGUUUGGAGAAUCUAAGCCUUCUGACGACCUUGCAUCUUCGAGACAACCAGAUUGAAACUCUGAAUGGCUUUUCCAAGGAAAUGAAAUCCCUGCAGUACCUCAACUUGAGGGGCAACAUGGUGACUGACCUCAAUGAGCUAGCCAAGCUGCGGGACCUGCCCAAGCUUCGAGCCUUGGUCCUGCUGGACAACCCCUGUGCAGAUGAGACUGACUACCGCCAGGAGGCCCUGGUGCAGAUGGCAAACCUCGAACGCCUAGACAAAGAAUUCUAUGAGGAGGAGGACCGGGCUGAGGCUGAUGAGAUCCGUCAGAGGCUGAAGGAGGAGCAGGAACAGGAGGUUAAUCUAGAAUGUGACACUGAACAGUAUCUGCCACCAGCUUAGCAGUGGCUCUUCUAGCCUGCCAGGAGAGUAAGGAAGCCACAGGAGACCAAUAAUGCCGGCUUCAAGACUUGAUAAGACUCCAGUGGGGACCACCACAUCCAUACUCUCCCUGCCAUAGAGAGCAGAACAUGCUUCCGUUUGUUACCAAAAUGAAAAUUCAUCACAGCCCAAGGCCCACGCUGUGUUCUGGUCAUCUCUGCAGUGUGGGGUGCAGUGUGGGGUGUCCUGUGGGCCUGAGCUUUUCCUGGAGCCUAGGCAGGGCAGCCCUCAAGCAGGUG